AUGGAUAUUGACGGUGACGUGAAUGGCUCAUUAUCGCAAGCUCUUUCAUGCAUGGCAACUAACGAUCGUGAAGUGCUGGUAAAACAGUUCCAACAAGUUCUUGGCGACAGUCAGACUCUUUCAGCAGAAGCAUGCGCAUUUUUUCUUGAUAUGAAUAGCUGGAAUUUGCAAGCUGCUCUAGGAGCUUAUUAUGAUUACGGCAGUGCAAACGGUACAGGUUCACCACCUCCUGAGUAUGUAACACAGCUACCUGCAAUGCAGUUCGUGCAAGACGUCACAAUAGGCGAGGGUGAAAGUGUUCCACCUUCUACGCGUUUUACAAAAACUUGGCGAGUGCGCAAUUCUGGAAAUGAAUGGUGGCCUAGUGGUUGCUUUUUGUGCUAUAUGGAAGGUGACAAAUUGUCGGAUACCACUAGAUCUUGGAUUCAACCUUUAGCUCCAGGAAAGGAAAUCAAUGUCAGCAUUGAAAUGGUUAGCCCUACGGAGAGAGGAAUUUAUCAGAGCAGGUGGCAACUGAAUACUAAUUCCGGAAUUCCAUUUGGCGAAUCCAUUUGGUGCAUCAUAACGGUCGAUGAUACGGGGAUUUUGGGCAUCACACAGCAGCUGGCUUCUGCUCCAUUGGGCUCAUCUGCUCCCACAGGAAGUGAGAAUAUGAAUCCCUUUGGUGGAGCUCUUCCGUUUAACUAUGCCCUACAGAAUUCCGCGGAACAGCCGGAACAUGUUGAAAGUAUCAUGGACGAAAGCUGUGAUAUGACUCAUGAACAGGAUGAAAAUUCGUCGCUAUACAACGCCGUUGUUAGUCGACUUCCACGGGUUUGGUCAGUUAACAGUUGUCAAUUUCCGAAUACUAUUAGUGAGCCUAUUAAUAUAUCUCAUAUCGAGGAAACUCCAGAUGUGCCUCCUUGUACACCAUGUACACCUCCACAGUGA
Messenger RNA from Acanthocheilonema viteae, 930 nucleotides. NCBI's taxonomy places the organism in Eukaryota, Metazoa, Nematoda, Chromadorea, Rhabditida, Onchocercidae. The record is from the annotation of a GenBank genome assembly.